This is a messenger RNA of Echinops telfairi (small Madagascar hedgehog), 426 nucleotides long. Its product is annotated as protein kish-A-like. NCBI's taxonomy places the organism in Eukaryota, Metazoa, Chordata, Mammalia, Afrosoricida, Tenrecidae. The coding region runs from base 1 to 426 and encodes 141 amino acids. Gene Ontology annotation, biological process: intracellular transport; protein secretion. The record is from RefSeq and is a predicted model, not a curated record. The transcript has 2 exons.
AUGAAACCAGGAAGCUCCCCGCACGGGCGGAUCGAGGUCCGGUUGAGGUCUCAGGUUGCUGUGCAGGCGGUUCUGACUCACGCCAACCCCACGUGUGCCGUGUGCCGGCAGAGCUGCUCCGUGGGGCUCCCAAGCCUGCAAGCGACCUUCUGGGAUAAGAUCAACGGGCCUGCCUUCUGCGGGGCUUCUGGUAUCCCCCGCCUCACUGUGUCUGCUGUUUUCAACGUUUACGGUCUGUUGACUGUCAUCUUGCUGUGCCUAUGUACCUGUGCUUAUAUUCCAUCCUUGACUCUCAAUGUCCUGGACAGAAAUAAAACUGGACUGUGGGGUGUAUUUAGGAAGUGUGCCACAACUGGUGUACGGAAGAGUCCUCAUGUCGCUGUAUGUUGUAGAGUGAUGCCAUUCAGCCUCCUGUUCACACAGUAG